CAGCCCAAAAACAAAAUCCAAAGACAGUUGUUGUUAACCCCAGCACAAUAGUUGUGAUUGUCGUGGAUCGUUGGUUUUUCAAUUACUUUUGAAGCCAGAACAACAGUUUUACUCGAAAGGAAUACAUUUUAUAGCUUAAAAUGACAACAGCGGCUCGUCCUACUUUCGAGCCGGCCAGAGGUGGAUCCGGGAGAGGAGAGAAAGAUCUCAGUGCUCUUUCGAAGCAGUAUUCCAGCAGGGAUCUUCCUGGUCACACAAAGUUAAAAUACAGAGAACAUGGACAGGGCACCUCUGAGGAACUUAGGACUCGUGACUUUCGCAAAGAGUUGGAAGACCGAGAACGUGAGAAGGAUAAAGAUAAAACUCGUCGUCCAGCUAUUGAAGCAAGAGAGCCAUCCAAAAGACCAAGACUUGAUCAGGCACCUGCUGCUUCCUUGGAUGCAGAUGAUCCGCUAGAAUCUGAAGAUAGCAGUGAUGAUGAUAGCGAUGAUGAUACUGCUGCACUUCUGGCAGAAUUAAACCGUAUUAAAAAAGAGCGGGCAUCAGAUCAGGCUAGAAAGGAUGUGGAAAAACGUCAAGAAGAGGAGCGUAUCCGCAUGGAAAAUAUUUUGAGCGGAAAUCCCCUCCUCAACUACUCAGCCCAAGCGUCUAAAGGAGACCUUAAGGUUAAACGGCGCUGGGAUGAUGAUGUUGUUUUCAAAAACUGUGCUCGAUCUGAGCCAGACAAGAAGAAGGAACAGUUUAUUAAUGACUCUCUAAGAUCAGAUUUUCACAGAAAGUUCAUGGAAAAAUAUGUUAAAUAGAGUUACAACAACCUUAUAUUUCUUUCCAUUUUUAUUAUUUAAAAGCAAUUUGUGUUUAACAGAAAUUUUGUAUUAAAGUGUAUAUUAUUCUUCAAAA
Frankliniella occidentalis (western flower thrips) is the source of this 900-nucleotide messenger RNA. RefSeq names its product protein CWC15 homolog B (gene c12.1). Gene Ontology annotation, biological process: mRNA cis splicing, via spliceosome. Gene Ontology annotation, cellular component: catalytic step 2 spliceosome. Lineage: Eukaryota; Metazoa; Arthropoda; Insecta; Thysanoptera; Thripidae. Gene Ontology annotation, molecular function: RNA binding. The record is from RefSeq and is a predicted model, not a curated record. The coding region runs from base 141 to 803 and encodes 220 amino acids. The transcript is spliced from 5 exons.